AAUGUAGGGUCAUAGCUUUGGCUGGGAAGAGAGAAGGCUGUCCUGCCAAUUUCGCAGUUUUCCCUUGCUUUCCACAAGGACAGACCCGCAUCCGAAGUGUGUCACGGCGGCUGCGUAAAGACCGAAGACAGGGCUAAGCUCCACUGCAGUGUUACGGUUACUCCUACUGGAUGUCCACUGGAGAACAGGUGGUUUUUAAAGGCACUCGGCGGUGUAUAGUGUUGACACACUGACUGUUUCUACAAAAGAAAGCAACUCAAAUGCAGACACCCCUCUGAUGCUUUUGGCCAACUUGAGCUCAUGGUGUGUGCUCGCUGGGGUAAACUAGUGGCCUGGCCAAAGAGCGCAGUGUUGCUAAACACAAUUAAGCCAACACAGGAUGUCAUGGGCCAGAGACCUCUUUCCAGGCAGAGUGGACGAGCGAAAGACAGCAUGGGGAGAGCGCAAUGGCAAAAAAAGGAAGGACAGCUCGUCACUAUGCAACCCACGUUACAUGAGCUGCCUGAGGGACCCGGAGGACUUGGAAACCCCUAAUGCUGCCCCUCAAAAUUACCACUGUGGGGCAGGCACCAGUGGGAACAAUUUUGGCCUGCGCUGUGGCUGGCAGGAAGACCACUAUGGGAAACGGAUGGUUGGUGGUGGAGAUCUGGGUCUAAAGGCUGUGAAUCUGGGCUUCGAAGACGGUGAGCUGAAGGGUAGGAAAGAGGAGGAAUUAGGACAGUUCUCUGAGGGCAGCUGCAAGACAAUGACUGCCGCGGACUGUUGUAUGCAGGUCGUGCGGGUUUUUCAAUCCAAGAAAUUUCAGUCCACCAAGCUGGAACGUCUUUAUCAGCGGUACUUCUUCAGGCUCAACCAGAGCUCUCUGACCAUGCUAAUGGGAGUUCUGGUGGUGGUGUGCGUUGUUAUGCUUACCUUCCACUGUUUCCAACCUGAGUCAAGCCUCAGACCUGGCUACAUCUCGGUACUGUCUGUGGCCAUGGCUCUUUUCCUGGCGAUGAUGGUGGUGUGCAACCGCAACGGCUUCCACCAAGAUUACAUGUGGAUUGUGAGCUACCUUGUGAUCGGGGUACUGAUUGUAGUGCAAGUAUAUGGGAUCGUCAGCGUGUCCCCCCACAGUGCAUCAGAGGGCAUCUGGUGGACAAUGUUCUUCAUCUACAUUAUCUAUACCUUGUUGCCAGUCAGAAUGAGAGCUGCUGUGCUUAGUGGAGCUGUGCUGUCCAUCGUACACAUAGUCACCUGGUAUCUCAGCAAAGACAAUAAGGAUAAGUUCGGUUUUUUUAAACAGAUCAGUGCCAAUAUGCUGAUCUUCCUGUGCACUAACAUGAUCGGCAUCUGUACUCACUACCCCGCUGAAGUCUCCCAAAGACAGGCCUUCCAGGAGACUAGAGGAUACAUUCAGGCCAGACUGCACCUGCAGAGGGAAAACCAGCAACAGGAGCGCUUACUGCUGUCGGUGCUGCCACAUCACGUUGCCAUGGAGAUGCAGGCUGAUAUCAGUGCCAAGAAGGAAGAUAUGAUGUUCCACAAGAUCUACAUUCAAAAACACGACAAUGUUAGCAUACUGUUUGCGGACAUUGAGGGCUUCACCAGCCUGGCAUCUCAGUGCACGGCCCAGGAGCUGGUCAUGACGCUGAACGAGCUGUUUGCCCGCUUUGACAAGCUGGCUUCGGAGAACCACUGUCUGCGUAUUAAAAUCCUUGGCGACUGUUACUACUGUGUGUCAGGACUGCCUGAGCCCCGUGCUGACCACGCCCACUGCUGUGUAGAGAUGGGAGUAGACAUGAUUGAAGCGAUCUCGCUGGUGAGAGAGGUUACAGGCGUUAACGUGAACAUGCGGGUGGGCAUCCACAGCGGGCGCGUUCACUGCGGGGUGCUUGGCUUGCGCAAGUGGCAGUUUGAUGUGUGGUCUAACGACGUGACCCUUGCCAACCAAAUGGAGGCUGGGGGAAAGGCUGGUCGUAUCCACAUCACCAAAGCGACACUGCAGUAUCUGAACGGGGACUAUGAAGUGGAGCCAGGUUUUGGAGGGGAGAGGAAUGCUUACCUGAAGGAACACAACAUUGAAACCUUCUUGGUGCUGGGCUGCAGCCAGAAAAGGAAAGAAGAGAAAGCCAUGAUAGCUAAAAUGCAGCGUACACGUGCAAAUUCUGCAGAGGGAGUGAUGCCACGUUGGGUGCCCGACAGGUCUUUCAACAGAAACAAGGAGCCCAAAGCCUACCAGAAGAUGGGCAUCGAUGAAGCAUCCAGCAAAGAAAAUCGCUGUACUCAGGAGGCACUGAACACCGAGGAUGAGGUGGAUGAGUUUCUCGGACGGGCCAUCGAUGCGCGCAGCAUUGACCAGCUGAGGAAAGAUCAUGUCAAGAAGUUUCUGCUCACUUUUCAGACUGAAGAACUUGAGAAAAAGUACUCUAAAAAAGUUGACGAUCGUUUCGGGGGAUAUGUGGCCUGCAUACUUUUUGUCUUCUGCUGUAUCUGCUUCAUUCAAGUUAUUAUUUUCCCAAAAACACCGCUUAUGCUCGGUCUUUACAUUAGUGUCUUCGUCAUCCUCGCCAACAUCCUCUUCGUCUGUGCCAUCUACUCCUGCAUCAAAGUACGAAACAAAGGCCUUCGCCGCUCAUGUGGUUCCUCUUGCAGAUAAGAGACAUUAUUACAUGUUUUCAGCCAGCAUCGCUAAUGGCAUUAACUCUCCCUUAUCUGAUGCUCUCCC
This is a messenger RNA of Neolamprologus brichardi, 2707 nucleotides long. NCBI's taxonomy places the organism in Eukaryota, Metazoa, Chordata, Actinopteri, Cichliformes, Cichlidae. The record is from RefSeq and is a predicted model, not a curated record.